AAAUUAUUCUUUUAAAAGUAUUAGAAAGUCAUCUCUCGAUUUAUGUUCACUCCCUUAAAUGACAAAAUAAGCCUUAAUUUAAAUUUCAAACUGCUUCUACUUUUAAAAGGCGGUUGCCCCAAGACACUAUGGUAAGCCAUUCCCAAUUUGUGAUCCGAGAGACCUGAGGCUGUUUGAACCGAUAAAUUGUUUGGUUGGGAAUCACUCCGAGCAAGCCAAAACCAAAGGUUUCUAAAAUAUUUCUAGAGGUCCUGCGCCUCUAAACACUAGUUUAAUUUCCAUUGACCCCUAAACAUAGUUCACCCAGGUCAUGCCAUGUUAUUAGGUACUGGUGGCCAUUAGCAUCUGGUAGGUGAGUUGUUUGAUAUGAACAUGUGGCAGAGAAAAUCUCGCUUCCAUUCAAGUGUUUUAGGCCUAAACUCCAUUUAGGAAAACCAAACGUUUGACGGCAAAAUGUCAUCCAAGGCAGUUCUCUUUAAUUUUUUUGCCAGUUCUGCUUCUCGUAGAGUUAGAAUAGCACUGGCAAUAAAAGAAAUUGAGUAUGAAUACAAAGCAAUUCAUUUGGUUAAGGGAGAACAACUGGCUGAUAACUACAAAGAAAUAAAUCCUCAAUGCCUUAUUCCCACUCUUUUGAUUGAUGGCCAGAAGUUGACUCAGUCUCUGAGCAUCAUUGAAUACCUAGAUGAGACAAGGCCAAAUCCACCACUGUUACCAAAAGAUGCAUUGAAAAGGAGUCAAGCAAGGACAUUGGCUUUGAUUAUUGGAGCAGAUAUUCAACCAGUCCAGAAUUUGCGAGUUCUCAAAGCAGUUGGUGAUGAUAGAAAAAUGGAGUGGGGCAAAAAUGUUAUUGAUAAUGGAUUUGAAGCAUUUGAAAAAGCAUUGCAAUCCACUGCAGGCAAAUAUUGCAUUGGUGAUGAGGUCACCAUUCCAGAUCUUUUUCUUGUACCUCAAGUGUACAAUGCUAACAGAUUUAAAGUUGAUAUGUCAAGAUUUCCUACAAUUGCAAGAAUCAAUGAUGAGUUGUCCAAAUUGGAGCCAUUCCAGGUGUCACACCCAUCACAACAACCAGACUGCCCUGAAGAACUGAGAUAGAAUUGCUUUUUUCAAAUAACUGUAAAAUUAGGAUUUAGGUUUUCUUACUAUUUAUAUUAAGAAAUAUA
Rhopilema esculentum is the source of this 1160-nucleotide messenger RNA. Its product is annotated as maleylacetoacetate isomerase. Gene Ontology annotation, biological process: glutathione metabolic process; L-phenylalanine catabolic process. Lineage: Eukaryota; Metazoa; Cnidaria; Scyphozoa; Rhizostomeae; Rhizostomatidae. The record is from RefSeq and is a predicted model, not a curated record. Gene Ontology annotation, cellular component: mitochondrion; cytoplasm. Gene Ontology annotation, molecular function: maleylacetoacetate isomerase activity; glutathione transferase activity.